GAGUGGGCCGGCCUGGGGAGCCUGCGAGCGGCGGACUGAUGGCGGCGUUGCUCGGCCGGGGUUUACUUCUGGGCAGGGCGGCCAACGGCCAGCUCACCGUUCUGCCAAUUCCUCCCAUGAGCGCAGCUGCAGUGAGGUUCGCAUCAAAGAAGAGUGGAACCACCACCAGAAAUCGUGGGGGGAACUCUCCUGGGAAACGUUACGGCUUUAAAAAAACAGAAGGCACAUUUGUUCAUGCGGGCAACAUAUUGGCAACCCAGCGACUGAUGCGUUGGCACCCAGGGGCUCAUGUGGGGAUGGGCCGCAACAAGUGGCUGUAUGCGCUAGAAGAUGGGAUUGUGCGCUACACCAAGGAAGUCUAUGUGCCGCGUCCCCACAGCAAGGAGAGCCAGGAGAUGAUCCCUCGGUUACCCAGAGGAGCAGUGCUGUAUAAGACGUUCAUCAACGUCAUCCCUACUGCCGAGGUGGGGAGCUACAAGUUGGUCAACAUGCUCUAAGGCUCACAGCAAAAGACUGCACAGAUUGACCCGAGCCCCCUAUGCGGACGAUUCCGAUCAAACACAUUUGCUCUGAGUGACUUUUGUUCAACUCUGGAGAGCCCUGGCUGGCGGAAGGUAGAGACCAACGCAGCAUUUCAGCACCCGUAGUAGUACAUUAACCUAUUCUGAAAGUGGUCUCUGUUGCACUGCCAAUGAAAUAAACAGCAUCCACACUGGUUUUCAGAACCAUAA
Messenger RNA from Eublepharis macularius, 731 nucleotides. RefSeq names its product mitochondrial ribosomal protein L27 (gene MRPL27). Gene Ontology annotation, molecular function: structural constituent of ribosome. Lineage: Eukaryota; Metazoa; Chordata; Lepidosauria; Squamata; Eublepharidae. Gene Ontology annotation, cellular component: mitochondrial large ribosomal subunit; ribosome. Gene Ontology annotation, biological process: translation. The record is from RefSeq and is a predicted model, not a curated record. The transcript is spliced from 4 exons. The coding region runs from base 39 to 497 and encodes 152 amino acids.